Molecule: messenger RNA, 2592 nt
Organism: Dinoponera quadriceps
Lineage: Eukaryota; Metazoa; Arthropoda; Insecta; Hymenoptera; Formicidae
Gene: Cdc45
Product: cell division control protein 45 homolog
Exons: 9
Coding region: 33-1730 (565 amino acids)
Biological process (GO): mitotic DNA replication preinitiation complex assembly; DNA replication initiation; double-strand break repair via break-induced replication
Cellular component (GO): DNA replication preinitiation complex
Molecular function (GO): DNA replication origin binding; chromatin binding; single-stranded DNA binding
Source: RefSeq, a predicted model, not a curated record
GCAAUGUUUCGCGUGCCGUGAACGAUCGCAACAUGUUUGUGACGAGUGUAGAGAAGGAUUUCUACGAUGCGAUACAGAGAAACAGGUGUUUACUUCUGGUGAACUUUGACGUUGAUGCAAUCUGUGCCUGUAGAAUAUUACAACAACUUUUCAAAAAUGACCACGUGAUAUAUACUCUUGUACCUGUCCGAGGCAUUCAAGAUAUGAUCAAUGCCUUUGAAGAAAAUUGCGAGGAGAUAAAGAAUGUAAUUAUGAUAAACUGCGGUGGUACUCUAGAUUUAGUAGAAUUACUCCAGCCAGACGAAUCUGUGGUAUUUUUUAUCCUUGACAGUCAUAGGCCUUAUGAUUUGUGUAAUAUCUAUUCAGAAAAUCAAAUACGUAUUCUUGGUAAACCUGACGAAGACAAUGAAAUCCCUGAAUAUAAUGAUAUAUUCCGAGAUGAUAGUACAGAUGAGGAGGAUGAAAGUGAGGGAUCGGACAAUGAAAAUGAAAGUGCACAAAGUAAAAGAAGAAGAUUAAAUGAAGAGGAUAUUCUGAGGCGAAGCGAACGAAGGAAAUGGAUGGAAAACAGAGCGACAAUUCUCUUUAAUUAUUCACAGUACAGCUAUUAUGGCAAAUCGAGUGCGAUAUUAGUUUUUGAGAUGGCUUGGAACAUGUCGAAAGAUAACUUAGACAUGGCAUGGUGGGCCAUAGUUGGUUCAACAGAACAGUCCAUCCUUAGCAAGGUAGAGUCACGAAUCACUGUUCUUGAAGAAGGUUCUCUUCAAGCUCACGUUUCAAGGCUGACGCAUAGACAAGGUGUUGAUAUCAAUAGACAACAGCAACAGAGUAUUGUCAGAGUUACUUAUGAUAAAGAUCUUCAAUUAGCAUUGUACCGCCACUGGACUGUUGAAGCCAGUUUAAAAUAUUCAAUGCCAACCGCGGUGUCACUACGUCUUUGGUCGAUCAGAGGAGAACAGCGUUUGAGAGAAGUUUUAGCUGAGAUGGGUUUGCCUCUAGUGCAAUCUAGACAAUUGUUUCGUGCAAUGGAUCUUACUUUUAGACAGGAGUUUAAGCAGAUGGUUGAAAAAUUGGCUGGCAAAUACAAAGUCAAUAGUAUCAUUGGCAGUAGUUUUACUCUUCAAUAUGGUUAUCGUUUCAAAUAUUGCGCCUCGGAUAUGGUUUAUGCGAUGUUGGCUUUACUAGAUUCCACGACGAAGGACAGACAGCCACAACGUUGCUUCUUGGAUACACUGGAUUGUUUGUCGCGUACGAAUAAGGAUAUUGUAGAGGACGGUAUAGAGAAAGCAAAGCUGAUGCUUCAUAAUAUCUUUAAAACUGCACAAAGCAUAUUAGAAGCUAAGCAAGUACAGAAAUUCGGUUCCUUGCUAUAUCUCAGUGUGCCGGAUGGCAAUAUAGACACUUAUUUAUUCGCGCAUCCUCAUCCUCUGAUUAUGUUAGCUCAAUUUGCCCUCAAGGCGUAUGUAAAUUCUUCGAGAAACAGACACGCGCCUGAAUGGCCCCUCGUAGCUUCUGCAAUGUUCAGCGCAGAAGAAGGCACGUGCCUCCUUGUCGGUAUACCACCAGUUUGCGAAGAUCAACCUAGAAGCUUAUUUGGGAAAGCAUUCGAGCAAGCUGCCAAGAAUAAAAAUUGUUACAUAGAGGCAGAUUACUUCGAUAGUACAAUAAUAAGACUGAAGGUCGAGGAAAGGACCAAGUUUCUUGAUGCUCUGGCAACACUCCUUGCGUGAUGAUUGUCAUAAACUCAUAAUCAUUAAAUAGAGGGGAACAGUGCGACGGUCUCAUUAAUUAAAUUUUUAGCUAGCGCGACCAUUAAUACAAUCCAAUGCAACUUUAUUGCUCAUGACAUACGGUGCCUUUUUUUAAGAAAAUGCAACUUCUGUACAUUUUUAAUCAGCGACGCAGUAGCUUUAUAAUUGUAAAAUAUUUAAUAUAUAGGCUAGAGGACCGACAUAUGUGAAUCAGCGGUUUCGUGUUAGUGUAAUGUGUGUUGUACAGGAAAGACUAAGGUACAACAGAAAGAUAAGAUAUAUAGAGAUCAUUUUCGCGUCCCGACAACAUUUAGAUUAGUAAUUUAAGAGACACGAUAGAUUAAGUAAUUUUAUAGAAAAUAACUGGACGAAAACCGAUAAAAAAAAAAGAGAUAUAAAUAAAAAUUCUUACAUUUGUGCUACAUAUUUGACAACUGCUUAAUAUUUUGCUUAUACUUUACUCGUAAAUGUAUAGAGUAGGAAAUUUUGUGCACGACUAUAUAUAUAGAUAUUGUAUUCAAUCUUCGAACACCUGUAACACGUAACUAUUCACAAAUGCAACUUACAAAUUACAACGAUGAACAGGCUAUUUCACAAACAGAGGAUUAAAAGUGCGCCCACACCGGCAUUUAUUAAGUAAUAUAUAAUAUAUUAACGUAUUUUUCUCGUGUGCGUGUGUACACUUAAAAAUACAAUUUGAUCGAUUUAUUUUUGGCUAUGAUACAUACAUCUUUUGGUUACAUCCGCGGAGGAUUAUGCAAGACCAAGUACGACUGACGCGCGGAAUUCUUCCUACGAAAAGAGCGACGGUAUCACAGAGACAGGAGUAAAAAAAAAAAAA